GCUGAUCAUUAUACAAGAGAUUGGCCAAUAUUGAGCCCAUGGAGCAGGAACAAAAUUGCUCGUGGCAAGCGAACCCUGGUUGGUUCCCAGCUCCAUCUUAUUGACGAGUCAGUGGUCUGCUAGUCUCCGCGUGCACUCACCAGCAUUGGAUAUUAUUAUGACAGAGCACUUCUCUGGCAUUGUGGGCUAACUGUGAGACGAGAGGGCAGCGUCCGACGUCGGCAUGGACACUGACUCCAACGACGCCACAGCCUCGGAGAGUCUGAAUGGCGAGACAAAGCCAGACGCCGCGAAACUCGCCCAGACCGCCAUAAUAAAACAGGAUGUUAUGCUCUCGGCUACCACAAGUCAGUCUCCCCUGGCGACGGCCUCAUCGGUGUUCACGAUGCCGACUGUGUCACUACCGAAUGUGUCGAUGGCGUCGGCCGCUGGUCUCGGCCUCACAGACCACCUCUUCAUGUCGGUGUCAUCGGCGUCCGAUACAGCAUCGUCAGCGGCCGACCACCAUAAACACGAAUCUAACGGACUCCAUGCACUUUCCAACCCAGCCCAGUUGCUGGGGCAGCCGCAGGUGGCACCACAGUUCUUCCUCGCAGGGCAGUCAGCAGCGUCAGCAGCGGCCGCCGCCGGAACGGGACAGCUACCCAUUCAGCAACUUCUCAUUCCCGUCAGCACUGGAAAUGGUACACAACAGUUCAUCAGCAUCCCUGUUUCUAUGGCAACAGGGAGUAACCAACAGAUUCAGUUAUUGACAACAUCAAAUGGUCAAAUUGUUGCCACAAAUCUGUCAAGUCUUCAGGCAUUGGCCCAGCCUCUAAACCUUGGUCUUCCAGCAGCUAGUUUAGCGAACCCAGUUGCUGCUCAUUCUGGGCAUAGCCAGCACACAUCACUGACGGGGGCGACGAGUCACAUCAGCCACAUCAUCCCCAGUCAGCUGGCCGCAGCACUACCACAACUGCUGACUGCCAGCGCACAGAGUCAGCUCCUCGCUGUCAACUCUCAGAAUGCAGCUGCGGUGCGGAACUUGGCACUGGAUGGAAAAUUGGCACUGGAUGCUAAGUUGUUACAGUCAGCCGUGUCUGCUGCUCACGCCAGUCUUUCCUCGACCUCACACCAGUCGGCCGCUGCGUCAGGCCACACCACCAACCACAUCAACCACAGCCAGUCAGCCGCGGCAGCCAUACUGCAGCAGACGUUGAACACGGCGGCGGUGACCGGAACCACAGCGCACUCGGUCGUCACUCAGCAGAAUACAAGAACACCAUCGCUGACAUCUGCACAAGUUGCUACGACAACCAACGGAUUUCCUCCAAGUGUUAGUCAGCUGCUUCCUAACAACAGCCCCAAUGACUCUGUUCCCGUAUGUGUGCAUGCUAAUGUUGCCACACCCAUCACCGCUGUCUUCACAAAAUCCUUGAUGACAAACGCUGGACUUCCUCCCAGUAUUGCUGAACUCCUUCCCGACACGGUAGGCAACUCCACGGAGAGUACAACUGUAGACGGGAUCAACUUGGAUGAAAUCAAAGAAUUUGCACGACAGUUCAAGAUCCGGCGCCUGUCUCUAGGUCUCACACAGACCCAGGUUGGCCAGGCACUCAGUGCCACAGAAGGCCCUGCUUACAGUCAGUCCGCUAUAUGCAGAUUUGAAAAACUUGACAUAACUCCAAAAAGUGCUCAGAAGAUUAAGCCUGUGUUGGAACGGUGGAUGUUGGAAGCAGAGGAACGGUACAAGAAUGGUGUUCAAAACUUAACAGACUUUAUAGGUAGUGAACCAUCUAAAAAACGCAAGAGGAGGACGUCGUUUACACCGCAAGCUUUAGAAGUUCUUAACCAAUACUUUGAAAGAAAUACACAUCCGUCAGGGUCUGAGAUGACGGAACUAGCGGACAAACUGUCGUAUGACCGGGAGGUUAUUCGCGUGUGGUUCUGUAACAAAAGACAAGCUCUGAAAAACACAAUAAAAAAAUUGAAACAGGAAACCGGACCUUGACAUCUCUUGACGAUAUCUCCUGUUCGCUUACAGCUCCUGCCACCUGUCGUUAUUAUUGUUGAUAUUUAUUAUUUGGUUAUUCUUUUUCGUUUCUCAGGGUCGCCACGUUCUCCUUGGCUGGUUUAUUUGCUGAUAUUGGUUUUUGUUUGUCAAUGAAAAGAGGACCAUCAUAUAUGGUAUUUAAACAACUGCAGUUGUUGUUAGUGUCAUGGCAACAGUGCAAAAAAAUGAAGAAGAAAAAAAAGGUCAUGGAUCUCCUGUGGUGAGAACUGCUGAAAAUAUGGCAAAAAAUUAAACAAAAACAAACAAAAAUUGUUGAUAAUGGAAACACGUGAAAACUUGUCUUUAAUUUAAAGACAAGAUGACAAGAAUUUAGCAUAACUUGGAAUGUGAUGGAAUGUUCAGAAGAAAUAACACCACCAUGUUUCACAACUGAGGAUACCUCUGAUUCAUUGAGCUCGACAUUUAAUAUUCGUUUGAGGAACGCAUCAGUAUUGCUCACUAGGCAAACGGUUGAUACCACUGGUGUUCGGAUGUUAAAAGACUGUUGUUGGUGAAAAUGUUAUUAGUACUAAGCCAAGAGUUUAUAAUUCAUAACUUAUUCAUAUUAUGAUGCCAAAUUAAGGAUUUUUGUUUUUUACUGAAAAUAUGUGUUUUGCUUGACAUUCAUAGCAGCUUGAUGACAUAUAUCCAUAAGAGCAUUUCAUCAUCAAUUACAUUGCAUAGAAGUCUGAUGUCAUUGUAUACACUUCAUAGAAGUUUGACAUUAUUGUAUACAGUUCAUAAGAGUCUCAUGUCAUUGUCUUCAUUUCAUAGGAUCCUCAUAUCAUUGUAUACAAUCCAUCAGCACUGGAUGUCAUUGUUUACAAUUCAUAGGAGCCUUGUGUCAUUGUAUAAAGUUCAUAGGAGCUUAAUGCCAUUGUAUACAUUUCAUAGGAGUUUCAUGUCUGUGUACUGCCAUAGAAAUCUGAUAGUCUGAUAGACAAUUGAUUCAGUAUGUUACUGUAUUUACUGGAAGGAGCUUGUUUUCGCUGGAUAUAUGCUGAGGAUCUUGUGACGUAUUUUACACAAAGCAUCCUGAAUGUGAGAUCUUCAUUUAUAUACAUUAUCUCAGACAGCGGUUGCUUGAGUCAGAUAAAAUACCAGACAUGGCAAUAUUGACACAUUAUUCUUGUGGGUCACAGUUGAAACCGUUUUUGGUGGAAAUACUCAAAACCUGUUUGAAUCAUUACAUCCAUAAUAUGAAAUCAGUAACAUCUUCGUCUUGUGUUACCAAGACUAGUCUUAGAGUUUGAAGUCUCUGGGCUGUCCUGUUCCAGUUCGUUACAGAUGAAGCAAGUAUGUGGAAGUAUCAGAAAUAUUUUGUAAAAAUACAGCCUGUUUUUAAAUAUUGUAUCCAUAAUACUUAAUCUAUGACAUUUUCAUAUUGGAGUGUUCAGUUCCAUAUCAAUCCAGUUAACAAACAUUUAUUUACAGUCAAAGCAAGUAUGUGCAGGGGCCUAGCAUGGCCGGGGCCAUCGGGGCGGUUGACCUGGGCGCAAAAUUCUGGACUGGUGGAAGGGACUCUGUGAGUGCUAACGGUCCACUGGUUAGGGGGUGCAAUACUUGCCUUGCUCUGGGACGCUAGCAACCCACGCUACGCCACUGAAUAUGUGGCCGAUAAACAAUUAUGUAAUGCCUGGGGAGGUUAUGAAACAUUAUAGGCGAGGGAAGGGAGUGGUUUGUCUAGAGUUAAUGUAACAGUUUCAAAAUAAUUUUCUUAUUUUUAUUUAUAAACUAAAAUGUUGCCAGUAAUUGCUAUUUUGCCCUUUCACAGAUAGUUUUAUAGCUAGUAUUUAAUACCAAACCAAACAGAAAAUCUAACAAAAAAAUCUAAUAACAUUGGUCAAAUUAUGACAGGGGAAUCGAGGAGGGGUAUUGAUAGCAAUACAUAAUUGGGAGGGAUAUAAAAAAUGCCAAUUUUGGUUUACAUAAUUAUUCAACGGCUCAUACAUGCUAUAUUGAAAUAGAUUAUUAGUCACAUAAAAUCAAGCAUAUGAUAUUUUUAUGUGGAAAUAUAAUGUCGCAUAACAUUGAGUGUGUAACAUAUUUAUGGGUAUGUUACAUACUAUGGACACAUAACCCUGAAGCAAG
Molecule: messenger RNA, 4123 nt
Organism: Gigantopelta aegis
Lineage: Eukaryota; Metazoa; Mollusca; Gastropoda; Neomphalida; Peltospiridae
Product: POU domain, class 6, transcription factor 2-like
Exons: 12
Coding region: 224-1990 (588 amino acids)
Biological process (GO): regulation of transcription by RNA polymerase II
Molecular function (GO): DNA-binding transcription factor activity, RNA polymerase II-specific; RNA polymerase II cis-regulatory region sequence-specific DNA binding
Source: RefSeq, a predicted model, not a curated record